Molecule: messenger RNA, 744 nt
Organism: Cajanus cajan (pigeon pea)
Lineage: Eukaryota; Viridiplantae; Streptophyta; Magnoliopsida; Fabales; Fabaceae
Source: RefSeq, a predicted model, not a curated record
UGUCAUUGCAAAUUUUUAACCAUCAUUCACUUCGAUUUUCAUCACUGAAAAUCCCCACCAAAAUUUUAUAAGAUUUAGGGUGUAGUCACCGAGAGAGUAGAUAUCUCGACAAAUACUUGUGUUUAUGACCCAUCUUUUUUCGAAAACAAUUUCACCUCUCGGUUAACAUCAAUUUUUCAACGAACACAAAUCAAAUUGCAUAACUAAUAUGAAUCCUUUUGCAGGUCAUGGAGUUAAUUUUGAGGUUGAAGCAGCAACAAAUGGAACCAAGAAAAGAAGCUUGACCGAGACUGGGAUGAAUGAGUAUGGAAAUUAUUCGGGCAUAGAUCUUGAAUUGAAACUAUCAUUGCCUGGGUCAAAGUCUGGUAAUGUACCAAAUGCCUUAAAAUCUCCAGCUUCAGUUACUCCAUUGCCACCAUCAUCAUCUCGUGGAGCAUACCUACCUCCCAUUUUGGGCAAAGAAGAAAAUCAUGACCAUACCUCAGGCGAUGAGUUAUCAUCAUUGACUGUCAUGGGAUGCACCCGUUGUUUAUUUUAUGUGAUGGUGUCCAAUGUUAACCCUAAAUGCCCAAACUGCAAAAAUCCCAUGCUGAUCAACAUAUUUCAAGUCAAUCCUGCUAAGAAAUUAAGGACAAGUCUCAUCUAAGCUUUUUUUUUUUUUUUUUUUUUUUUCCUAUUAGAAGUUUAUAUCUUUUAUUUCUCAUCAGUAGUUGUCUAUCCAAUGUCAUUUUGAAGUUUCAAUUG